AUGCCGGGCCGACUUGGCCACCUCUUCCUGCACCAGGGCAGCUACUCACCAAAGGCCAGGCAUGGCCCCCAGGGAGGCACCUUCGACCUUCGGAACCACAGGAUCUACCCUGGUGAGCAGAAAGGCCCCAGGGAGCGGCUCCCAAAGCUCAGAGAUGGCAGCAAGGGUGAGCAGAGGACUGGAGCGCCCGGCCCUCCCUCCGGAACCGGCCCGAGGCCUCCCGUCUGGAGCCCCGCGGUCCCUCGCUGUGGCGGUCGGAACCCAAGAUCCCGCCCCGGGAAGCCGCGCUCCUCCCGCCCGCCCGGCUGGUCCCGGGAAGCCGCGCUCCUCCCGCCCGCCCGCCCGGCUGGCCCCGGGAAGCCGCGCUCCUCCCGCCCGCCCGGCUGGCCCCGGGAAGCCGCGCUCCUCCCGCCCGCCCGGCCCCGGGAAGCCGCGCUCCUCCCGCCCGCCCGGCUGGCCCCGGGAAGCCGCGCUCCUCCCGCCCGGCUGGCCCGGGAAGCCGCGCUCCUCCCGCCCGCCCGGCUGGCCCGGGGAAGCCGCGCUCCUCCCGCCCGCCCGGCCCCGGGAAGCCGCGCUCCUCCCGCCCGCCCGGCUGGCCCCGGGAAGCCGCGCUCCUCCCGCCCGCCCGCCCGCCCGGCUGGCCCGGGGAAGCCGCGCUCCUCCCGCCCGCCCGGUCCCGGGAAGCCGCGCUCCUCCCGCCCGCCCGGCUGGCCCGGGGAAGCCGCGCUCCUCCCGCCCGCCCGGCUGGCCCCGGGAAGCCGCGCUCCUCCCGCCCGGCCGCCCGGCAGGCCCCGGGAAGCCGCGCUCCUCCCGCCCGGCCGCCCGGCAGGCCCCGGGAAGCCGCGCUCCUCCCGCCCGGCCGGCCCGGGGAGGCCGCGCUCCUCCCGCCCGCCCGCCCGGCCCCGGGAAGCCGCGCUCCUCCCGCCCGCCCGGCCCCGGGAAGCCGCGCUCCUCCCGCCCGCCCGGCCCCGGGAAGCCGCGCUCCUCCCGCCCGCCCGGCCGGCCCCGGGAAGCCGCGCUCCUCCCGCCCGCCCGCCCGGCCCCGGGAAGCCGCGCUCCUCCCGCCCGCCCGGCCCCGGGAAGCCGCGCUCCUCCCGCCCGGCUGGCCGCUCUAGGAGCCGAGCGCCCGCGUCUCACCUGGAAUCACCCCUGGAGAAGGACCCUGGCGUUCUCGGCAUCCAGCCCGUCCCCCGAGGCAGGGCACUUCAGGGGUUAAGUCCCCUGGGGCUGGCCUCUGUCUUCCGGCUUUUCCCAGACCCCCCCCCCCCAGCCGUGAGUCGGGGCCGCCUGGGUUCCCGGGGUGGCCUGGAGGCCCGGGACAGCCGCCGGGGAACAAUAGGGCCAAGGCGGCGGCGACGGGUGCGGGGCGCAGGCCGGGCCCGGGGCGGCGGGGGCGGCGGCCGGGGGAUUGUGGGAACCGCGCGAGGGCCGCCGUGGGGGAGGGGAGGCGCGCGCGCCGGGAGAGCGGGUCCGGCCGGGGGCGGCGAGGCGGCCGCCGCUCGCCGGGGCCCGGGGAGCCUGGGCGUCCGCGGCGGGGAGGGGACGCUGGCGGCUCGGCCGGCCUUUCGGAGCCGGGAACGGGGUCGGCGCUGCGGGCCGGGAGCGCUGGAGCCCGGGUCCGCCUGGGUGCGGGGGGCGGCGUCGAGGGCGGUCCCGCCGCCUCCUUGUCAGGGUCACCCUGGGCCGCGCGCACCUCCGCGGGAAGGCAGCCGCCCCGGGCCGUCCUUCCCGCCUCGGCCCUCCGGGGGCCCGCCGCGGCCGGAGGCUGGCGCUGCCCGGCCUGGGCUGCUUCCCAGUACUUCUCGCCUCCCUGUCUUCGCUACUUCUUGCCUGUGGCCUUGUCAUUAA
Molecule: messenger RNA, 1848 nt
Organism: Peromyscus californicus insignis
Lineage: Eukaryota; Metazoa; Chordata; Mammalia; Rodentia; Cricetidae
Product: basic proline-rich protein-like
Exons: 3
Coding region: 1-1848 (615 amino acids)
Source: RefSeq, a predicted model, not a curated record